Messenger RNA from Rubroshorea leprosula, 1234 nucleotides. The record is from the annotation of a GenBank genome assembly. NCBI's taxonomy places the organism in Eukaryota, Viridiplantae, Streptophyta, Magnoliopsida, Malvales, Dipterocarpaceae.
AAAUUAACGGACAGGGAAGUGAUUGGGCAAUGGAGAGAGAAAACCAAUCUUGUAAAGAAGAUUCAGAGGUUGCUGUUAUCUUUGUGCACUCAGGCGUGGACUCUGUUCUCGUUCCUCUCAGCUUUGUGUCUCGUCGUUCUCUCCAGGGAGGAGUGUUUUCUUUUGUUUGGAGGGAGAUGCAAAAGCAAUCUUUAAUGGUGGAUGCCUGGAUGAGGGAAGCUCAGGAGGCAUUAAAGUUGGUGGAAGAUGUAGAAACAAGGGUCAAGAACAAGAACCCACAUCAAGAAGAAGAAGAAGAAGAUGAAAACUUACGCCUUACGGAGAUUGCUCGAUCUAAGCUUUUUGAAGUUGGGGUCAAGGUUGAUCGACUUGAAUCUCUCCUCCGCAACCCCCCCUCAAAACCCAUCUUUGCAUUUGCAGAACUAAUGAAGAUUUGGAAUAUCGGUGGAAGAUGCUAUCCGAUAUCCAGCUAAGAACAAGAGUACUGGCUCUAAGUCUUUAUGCAAUACCAUCUCCAAACAGGCCAGAAAGCUUACCUACUGCAUGUACUGUGGAAAAUAUCAGAACUGUCAACAGGGAUGAGCCAGAUCAAAUGAAAGCCUCAAUCUCCGAAGAUGAUCCCGAGAUGCUUAGACCUCUUAUUGUAAGUUUUGGUAAUUGCUUGGAUACUUCUUUCUGAAUCAUAUAAUUUAUGCUUCAGAGCUGUGACUGCAGUAUCUCUUGUUUCUUUCUUCACACAGUCAGACAGUGAAAAAGGCCAAGUGCAGAUAAAGCAAUACAGUACUACGUCAAUGAGUUUGCUACAGAAUGCUUUCUGGACUGUCUGUGUACUGCUCGGAUCAGUCAUACUUAUAUUCAUCCUGAUUCUCAUCUGUGCGGUCAUAUAUCCUAGGUAGAGGGAUGUAUGACUUAUACCAGGAUGUCAAGUCAUGUCCAUAUGAGGAUGUCCAAGUCCUCGGGUCAAUACCGGUGGAGUCUCAUUCAUCCAUAGCUACAUCAGAACAUUGAAGCAUCUGGACUUCAAAAACCAUUUAAGAUUUGCAGCCGAAAAUGAAUGUUCUAUUAUGUAUAUAAACCAUAGCCCUUCUUUCUCUGUUUAGCACUCAUUAGAACAAAAGAUGCAAAAUAAUUAGCUGAAUCUUCUCCAUUAAGAUGGUCUUCGGUUGGCCAUAACAUGAAGGAAGUUGUGUUGUUAUUUAUUUCCAAAUGCUUUCAGUAAACACUUGAAUGAUGU